Messenger RNA from Dinoponera quadriceps, 882 nucleotides. RefSeq names its product histone deacetylase complex subunit SAP18 (gene Bin1). Gene Ontology annotation, cellular component: nucleus. The transcript has 4 exons. The record is from RefSeq and is a predicted model, not a curated record. Gene Ontology annotation, biological process: negative regulation of DNA-templated transcription. Lineage: Eukaryota; Metazoa; Arthropoda; Insecta; Hymenoptera; Formicidae. Bases 288 to 755 code for a protein of 155 amino acids. Gene Ontology annotation, molecular function: transcription factor binding; transcription corepressor activity.
AACAACACGAACACACCUAAUACCGGCCUCUAACAGCUAGGGACACUCCUAGAGAAUACAGAUGUGAGUUACUUAAUUGUUCACCAGCUGGCGUUUGGGUUCGUCAGCUAUACAACUGAUGAAUGGAUAAACAGCUCUGGAAAUAACCUAACCGAACUAAAGUCUGUGCGUUACCGCCAUUUGUCUAAAGUUUCCUCGGAGACGAAUAAUCACAAAUUUAAUAUCUUCGACAAGAAAUAGUACUACGUAAUAUUUUGUUAGACAUAUUUGGUUACACAGUAGUUGAGAUGACUUCUGCAUUGGAAUCUAUGGUGGUCGAUGAGAAACAACUUCCUGAAAAGCCGGUAGACAGGGAGAAAACAUGUCCGCUUUUAUUACGUGUCUUUUGCAACACUGGACGUCAUCAUAACAUAAUGGAAUACAGCAGAGGAAAUGUUCCUUCGAAUGAAUUACAGAUCUACACAUGGAUGGAUGCUACCUUGCGAGAAAUUACAGGAUUAGUUAAAGAAGUUAACCCAGAUGCUCGUAGCAAAGGAACAUACUUUGACUUCUCGCUAGUAACUCCUGAGUUACGUAAUUCUGGCUAUCGUAUGCGUGAGAUUGGUGUUACAUGCUCUGGUCAAAAAGGUGCCGAUGAUAACAAGACUCUUGCACAAGCCAGGUUCACAAUUGGCGAUUACUUAGAUAUAUCAAUAACACCACCUAACAGAAUGAUGCAACCAGCGAUAAGACGUGGAGGCUUGCGUCAGUAUUAAUAUAUUAAUAUAAGAUUUAUAAGUUGUAAUAAUCACUAUUAUAAUUAAUAAUAAGAUUAUACAGAUAAAACUGCACAUUUCCAUAAGAAUUUUCCAAGAUAUUGUUCUAAUAAACAAGUGAAGCAAU